CCUGACUUUGAUUACUUUGAGGAGGAACACCUGAAUCCGGACAAUCUGACUAUGCCAGUUGUCCCUCGCUAGCUACUCAAGCUCACCACCCAGUCAGUGGUCUGUCAUGAUGCUAUUCCUACUGAAAUCGGCCAUCACGGUCUUGGCCUUACUCGCGACCUGCGUGCUCCUCCCACAGCUACCGCUGGGGAUUCUCCGCCUUGUGCUCCGCGGGGUCGGAUGGCUGAUUGUGAGACGCACCCGCUCCCGGCGCGAGCACAUCGUCUCGCGCGUGCGAGUUGAGGAAGAGGACUCCGCUGCGAAGCGCACGGCCAAGCCCUCUCCUGGCGAGGACGAGGACUGGGAGAAGGUGGACACCCGGUCAUCGAGCUCCAGUAGCGGGAGUCGUGAACGCGGCGGCGAUGGCUGGGAUGGCAUCAUUGGUUUCUUUCACCCGUUCUGUAAUGCGGGAGGCGGCGGCGAGCGCGUGCUCUGGGAGGCAGUCAAGGCGACGCAGAAACGCUGGCCCCGCGCGAUCUGUGUGAUCUACACCGGAGAUCACGAGGCUACCAAAGCGACCAUGUUGGAACGGGUCCAUAACCGAUUCAACAUCCAACUACACGCGCCAACAGUGGUCCUCCUCUACCUGACCACCCGCAAAUACGUCGCCAGCACCAUGUACCCGUACAUGACACUGCUAGGCCAGUCGCUAGGGUCGCUAGUAGUCGCGCACGACGCCUUCAACCUCGUCGUCCCGGACAUCUUCGUCGACACAAUGGGCUACGCCUUCACACUAGCCUACUGCAAGCUGCUAUUCCCAUGGGUACCCACAGGCGCCUACGUGCACUACCCCACCAUCUCAACCGACAUGCUACAGUCCCUCGACGACAAGUCCGGCACCCAGGGCGUCAACGCCGGCGCGGGCACCGGCCUCCGCGGCCAUGCCAAACGCAAGUACUGGCUCGCCUUCGCGCGUCUCUACGGCUGGGUCGGCGGACACGUCGACGUCGUCAUGUGCAACUCCUCCUGGACGGCCGCGCACAUCCGCACAAUCUGGGGCCCCUCCCGCACCAACGCCCCGCACAAAGACCCCGCCGUCGUGUUCCCCCCCACAGCCGUCACCGAGCUCGAAUCCUCCAUCCCCGUCGACGCGCAGUCCGAACGCACCCGCCAACCCGUCAUCCUCUACAUCGCGCAGUUCCGGCCGGAAAAGAACCACCCGCUCCUCCUCCGCUCCUUCGCCCGCUUCCUCCACAACCACUCCCAGCAUUCCCCAUCCACCCCCACCCCCCGCCUCAUCCUCAUCGGCUCCGUCCGCCACGCCAGCCCAGACGAAACCCACAUAUACAACCUGCGCCUCCUCGCCCACGAGCUGCACAUCCGCGACCACACGACCUUCAUCUGCGACGCCAGCUGGCCCACCAUCCUCUCCCACCUCUCCACAGCCUCCAUCGGCGUCAACGCCAUGUGGAACGAGCACUUCGGCAUCUGCGUCGUCGAGUACCAAGCUGCGGGACUCAUCAGCGUCGUCCACGACUCGGGCGGCCCGCGGGAAGAUAUCGUCAUCGACAUGCCUGACUCCGACACUGACGCCGAAGGCGGAAGCGGCGCAACAGGCUUCCGCGCGUCGACGGAAGACCAAUUCGCGGCGGCCUUUGAGACGGCUCUUGCUCUGCCGAUCGAGGAGAAGAUGGCGAUGCGCGCGAGGGCGCGUCGCUCGGCGCUGAGGUUCAGCGAGGAGGAGUUCCAUGCGGGGUGGUUGGAGCAGGUGGGACGGUUGGUGGGGAUGGUUUCUUCUUCUUCUUCGUAG
This is a messenger RNA of Aspergillus candidus, 1789 nucleotides long. Its product is annotated as alpha-1,2-mannosyltransferase ALG11. Bases 107 to 1789 code for a protein of 560 amino acids. Gene Ontology annotation, cellular component: endoplasmic reticulum membrane. Lineage: Eukaryota; Fungi; Ascomycota; Eurotiomycetes; Eurotiales; Aspergillaceae. The record is from RefSeq and is a predicted model, not a curated record. Gene Ontology annotation, molecular function: GDP-Man:Man(3)GlcNAc(2)-PP-Dol alpha-1,2-mannosyltransferase activity. The transcript is spliced from 3 exons. Gene Ontology annotation, biological process: protein N-linked glycosylation.